Messenger RNA from Aspergillus sclerotioniger CBS 115572, 735 nucleotides. RefSeq lists its product as uncharacterized. NCBI's taxonomy places the organism in Eukaryota, Fungi, Ascomycota, Eurotiomycetes, Eurotiales, Aspergillaceae. Bases 1 to 735 code for a protein of 244 amino acids. The transcript has a single exon. The record is from RefSeq and is a predicted model, not a curated record.
AUGAGUAUGGAUGACGAGGGAGGUGCAUUCCGAGAGGGGGAGGUCGUGGAGGGCUUUUUAUACCCCUCCAUCGGAGUCAAUUGGAGGUGUCCGGAAUGGCCUCAUGCCAGACGUGAGGGGCUAGGGAGGCCGCGGAAGAAAGCAAGGCGAGUGUCCUCCAGUGACGGCAGCUUGCGAGAGCCCACGUGCCCAGCAUCCAAAAGCAACAGGGCUGAGGCCAAGUCCUGGUGGACCCCGCGGAUUCGAAUCACACACCGGGACAAGAGGCGUGGCGCCGGACAGCUUCCCCAUUGGACGGACUUGACGGUGGAGCGGCCACAGGCACAGCCGCGGGUUGGUCAAUGGCAGCAGCUUAAUCCGUUAGCGUAUGUCGGCGGCAGAGAUGAGGGGAAGCUCAACCGCGCUUAUCUCCGGGGUUGCUGCAGUUAUCUUCCCACUUCCCUUCCCAUUGUCUCGCAUUCGUGCCUUACAAUGGUGACGGAGUCUGGCACUCGUGGCGCAGACGUGGUAAUCCAUGCAAGCCAGCGAUGGAACUGCAAUAGAUCGGACUUGAAUGCGGGUGACAGCUCGGUAGCCGCGGCUGCCCGGCCGGCAAUGGCCGUCCUUAAGCUUCCUUGGCCAAAGCUUGGUCGCGAGCCAAGGCGCCAGUCCUUCCGCCACGCAGCCAUGCCACUGGCACACAGUUCCUCUCAUGGGUCGCUCGCAUGCAAGGAACAGAAACCUGGACAGGUCUAG